CAGACGAGUAUUUACAGGCUCAUAUCUACACUCUGGAUUUCUGGAACACGGACGGGUUUAAUCCCAGCACUUGUUGGGAAACCGCACCGCCCUCUCGGCCGCGCCGUGGGCUGAACUUUCGUCGCCGAUUCAUUUUCCCCCCCCUUUCUAAUCGGCUCUUUGUACCAUUAAGAGAAAGCGUCGGGACUGGAUUCUUCCCAGCGAACCGGAAAGUUUUUUUUUUAGGAGGGGGUAAAAAAAUUCCUCUCCCACCCCCCUCCCCUCCCCCUCACUCCUCCAAAGUCAGGGGAAGUGGGGAGGUCCGAAGAGUUUUUGUUUUGCUGGCCAGAGUGCAUCUUGCGAUGGGGACUUUGCGGGACCUGCAAUACGCCUUGCAGGAGAAGAUCGAGGAGUUGAGGCAACGGGACGCCCUGAUCGACGAGCUGGAGUUGGAACUGGACCAGAAGGACGACCUGAUCCAGAGGUUGCAGAACGAGUUGGAUAAGUACCGCUCCGUGGUCAAGCCGGCCGGGAAACCGGCGCCGGGCCAAGCCCAGAGGUUCCCCCAGGAACAGCAGCGGACCAAGCGGCAGGCCAUCUCGGCCGAGCCCACCGCCUUCGACAUCCAGGAUCUGAACCACGUUAUCCUCCCCUUCUACCAGAAGAGCACACAGUCCAAGGAACUGAUCAAGGAAGCAAUCCAAGACAAUGACUUCAUGAAAAACUUGGAGCUAUCCCAGAUUCAGGAGAUUGUGGACUGCAUGUACCCGGUGGAUUAUGGAAAGGACAGUUGUAUUAUCAAGGAGGGCGACGUUGGCUCGCUGGUUUAUGUUAUGGAAGAGGGUAAAGUUGAAGUGACGAAAGAAGAUGUCAAGUUAUGCACCAUGGGACCGGGCAAGGUGUUUGGAGAGCUCGCUAUCCUGUACAACUGCACCCGAACUGCCACAGUAAAAACUCUUACAACCGUAAAGCUAUGGGCCAUCGACCGACCAUGUUUUCAGACGAUAAUGAUGAGGACGGGACUAAUCAAGCAUGCCGAGUACAUGGAAUUUCUAAAGAGUGUACCGACAUUUCAAACCAUUUCAGAAGAAAUACUCAGCAAACUAGCCGAUGUACUGGAGGAGACUUACUAUGAAGAUGGGGAGUACAUCAUCAGACAAGGGGCACGAGGAGAUACAUUCUUCAUUAUUAGCAAAGGAAAGGUGAAUGUAACUCAGGAAGAAUCGUCAAACGAGGAAGCUGCAUUACUUCGCACGUUGGGGAAGGGAGAUUGGUUUGGAGAGAAGGCUCUUCAGGGGGAGGACGUGAGAACAGCCAAUGUUAUCGCUGCUGAAACAGUGACCUGCCUUGUGAUCGACAGAGAUUCGUUCAAACACCUAAUUGGAGGCCUUGAAGACGUGUCGAACAAAGCUUACGAAGAUGCUGAAGUGAAAGCUAAAUAUGAGGCCGAAUCCGCCUUCUUCUCAAUCCUGAAGCUGUGCGAUUUUAACAUCAUCGAUACGCUGGGGGUUGGAGGAUUUGGAAGAGUUGAACUGGUUCAAUUGAAGAGCGAGGAGUCCAAAACGUAUGCAAUGAAGAUUUUGAAGAAGCGGCACAUUGUGGACACGCGGCAACAGGAGCACAUACGAUCCGAGAAGCAGAUUAUGCAGGAGGCUCAUUCAGACUUCAUAGUGAGACUGUACAGGACUUUCAAGGACAGUAAAUACCUCUACAUGUUAAUGGAAGCCUGCCUAGGGGGAGAGCUGUGGACCAUUCUCAGGGACAGAUACAGAGGAGACAAUAUUAAAAGAGGUUCUUUCGAUGACGCUACCACUCGAUUCUACACGGCCUGCGUGGUAGAAGCCUUCGCCUAUCUGCAUUUCAAAGGAAUUAUUUACAGGGACCUCAAACCAGAAAACUUAAUCCUGGAUCACAGGGGAUAUGCUAAACUGGUGGACUUUGGAUUUGCCAAGAAAAUAGGAUUUGGGAAAAAGACCUGGACGUUCUGUGGGACACCGGAAUACGUGGCUCCAGAAAUCAUCUUGAACAAAGGACAUGACAUAUCAGCUGAUUACUGGUCACUUGGAAUCCUUAUGUACGAACUUCUAACCGGCAGUCCGCCAUUCUCAGGGCCUGAUCCCAUGAAAACGUACAACAUCAUUCUUCGUGGGAUCGACAUGAUCGAAUUUCCAAAGAAAAUCACUAAAAAUGCUGCUAACCUCAUCAAGAAAUUAUGCAGGGACAAUCCGUCAGAAAGACUAGGGAAUUUGAAAAAUGGAGUUAAAGACAUCCAAAAACACAAAUGGUUUGAAGGUUUUAACUGGGAAGGAUUAAGGAAAGGCACUUUAACACCUCCAAUUGUACCUAAUGUGACAUCCCCAACGGACACGAGCAACUUCGACAGCUUCCCCGAAGACAACGACGACCCACCUCCUGACGAUGACUCCGGAUGGGAUGCGGAUUUCUGAGUCUGGUUCUUCAAAACUUGCUUUUUGCCUUGCAUCUUUGUAAAACCGGUGGGGGAGGGGGAGGGGGA
This is a messenger RNA of Amblyraja radiata (thorny skate), 2494 nucleotides long. It is a transcript of the gene prkg1b, whose product is annotated as protein kinase cGMP-dependent 1b. The record is from RefSeq and is a predicted model, not a curated record. Gene Ontology annotation, molecular function: cGMP-dependent protein kinase activity; ATP binding. Gene Ontology annotation, biological process: protein phosphorylation. Bases 342 to 2426 code for a protein of 694 amino acids. The transcript is spliced from 19 exons. NCBI's taxonomy places the organism in Eukaryota, Metazoa, Chordata, Chondrichthyes, Rajiformes, Rajidae.